CACCUCCUCAAAUAGUCUUUCCUUUCAAUUUUAUGUUUCUCCAGGGACCAGAGGUGCAAACCAGAAUCCACAGGAUUACAGAGUCCGAACCCGUCCUACUCGGCUGCGCCCCAGGGUUAUAUUAGGAUAACAUGGUUGAUAUGUCAUUAUCGACAAGUCAUAGUAGUCAUGACAAUCAAGGGAGUGACGCGAAGACUGCUUUGCACCUGAGGGAUCCGAUGAGAGAAACAAAAUCGUCUUUUGGUUUCUUUUCUGAUUCUGACAUAUUGGUGUGGUUAAAAGGCCUUGCAAUUGACUCUGGAUAUUGUAAAGCAUCCCCAGGUUCAGCUCAACAGUUAUGGAAUCAGAGUCUUGAACUACGGAAACUUUUGCUUCUUGCUAAUGACGUUUCUCCUCGGAGUAAGCGAAAACUUGAUCAGUUCCUAAGAGGUGGUAGAUUCGCAGGCGCUUCAGAAUUGGAAACGAAGAAAUCCGAUGAUCAUGUAAAGAGAAUUUGUAGAGGGCAUUCUGUCUCAUGCUCAACCAAUACAGAUGGCAAGAAUGAAAUUUUCAGACCACAGAUUCUAUGUAGUUCACUCAUGUCUGGAAAUUCGUUGACAAAUGAGGAUGAAUAUCGAGCGAAGCAAUGUUGUCCCGAUUUGACCAUUCUGGAUGAUAUGGAAAAAUACGGUGCUCCCUACAAGGAUAAUUCUGCUUCUCCCCUCAUUGAUGCAGAUGAAUCAGUCCAUGGUUCGAGUACAUUAAGUCUGGAAAAAUCCAACUUCUGUGAUGCAACCACUUUGAAGGUUAAUGAUUCAGUUGACAGUUCAGAUUCUUUCAGUUUAGAUGAGUAUGAUUCAGAACUUGAAAGGGCAUUGAGGUUAUUGGUUUCCAGUGAUGAUGAUCUUCGAAGAUCUGUUACUUCCGCUCACCCUACAACUUCAUUGAGCUCAGAGGAGAGAAAUCAUAAGGCUUGCGAAAUAUUGAGAUGUUUAUUUUCCGAUGGCAAGUAUUUUCGAAGGUCUGUUCCCAUUGGCCGUGAUUUUCAGGCUGAUGUUCCAAAGUGGAUAGGACCAGUCAAUAGGAAUAAGCUUUACAGUGAGGAUGGUGAUUCAAAAGUGUCAAGGUGGUUGGGCACUCUUAUCUGGCCAAUCAAAGGGAGGAAAUGUGGAGGAGCUACCAUAAAAGCAAUUGGGAAAGGGAGACCUGAGUCUUGUUCUUGUGUCUCUCCAGGAUCUGUUGAUUGUGUCAAACACCAUAUUCAUGAAGCACGACUUUGCUUGCAGUCCGAGAUUGGUCCUGCCUUCUGCAGUUGGAAGUUUGACGAAAUGGGAGAAUUUGCCUCGAAGUCAUGGACUUUAAAAGAACAGAGAACUUUUGAAUCUCUUGUGAGAACAAAUCCAAUAUCAAAUGAAGCAAGCUUUUGGAAGCUUGCGUUUAAGCGUUUCCCUAAUAAGCGCAAGAAGAGCAUCGUGAGCUAUUACUAUAAUGUGUUCAUCCCUAGACGUAUGAGCCUUGAGACUAGAUCUUCCCUUGAUGAAAUUGACAGCGAUGAUGACUCGAUAGAGGUAUAGCAGAGAGGCUAUAAUGUAGAGUUAGAGUGGUAGACAUAUUCUGAAGAUAUGAAACUUUUGAUUUUUGAGCAGUUUGAGGUUGAGACUUGUGAAAAUCUAGCUCGACUGCAUUUUUGAAGACUGAUGUUGCCAGACCAGUGGUAAUUU
Rosa rugosa (rugosa rose) is the source of this 1700-nucleotide messenger RNA. RefSeq lists its product as uncharacterized. The transcript is spliced from 3 exons. The record is from RefSeq and is a predicted model, not a curated record. The coding region runs from base 132 to 1553 and encodes 473 amino acids. NCBI's taxonomy places the organism in Eukaryota, Viridiplantae, Streptophyta, Magnoliopsida, Rosales, Rosaceae.